Cyprinodon variegatus (sheepshead minnow) is the source of this 561-nucleotide messenger RNA. RefSeq names its product ELF1 homolog, elongation factor 1 (gene elof1). The record is from RefSeq and is a predicted model, not a curated record. The transcript is spliced from 4 exons. Bases 83 to 334 code for a protein of 83 amino acids. Lineage: Eukaryota; Metazoa; Chordata; Actinopteri; Cyprinodontiformes; Cyprinodontidae. Gene Ontology annotation, cellular component: transcription elongation factor complex. Gene Ontology annotation, biological process: transcription elongation by RNA polymerase II. Gene Ontology annotation, molecular function: RNA polymerase II complex binding.
CGCUGUAUCCGUAACGAGUUGGUAAACGAACUCCUGAGCAUCCUCCUUCGCUGCCAUCAUUCUGGUAGGAUAACGGGACACAAUGGGGCGCAGAAAGUCUAAAAGAAAACCACCUCCGAAAAAGAAAAUGACGGGAAACCUGGACACCCAGUUCACAUGUCCCUUCUGUAACCACGAGAAAUCAUGCGAUGUAAAGAUGGAAAGAACCAGAAACACAGGAAUUAUAUCCUGCAGUGUUUGUUUGGAGGAGUUUCAGACUCCGAUUACAUAUCUUUCUGAACCUGUGGACGUGUACAGCGAUUGGAUCGACGCCUGCGAAGCAGCCAAUCAGUAGUCCUGCAUACCUCACUCUGGGAUCAUAUGUUUCCUCUAAAGUUUGUCGAUUCUUAGUUCCACUUUUUCCGUCACAUUCCUCCGGUCGGGUCAGGGUGAUGCCAUGCUUACCUGCGUCUAUCGUGGUUCUCCCUAUAAAUGUUAACAUGUUUCCUGUUUGUCUUUUUGUAAAUUUAAAUUCCUUUUGGAGUAAACUUUUUAUUUCUUGUGAAGGACCAAAAAACAAUG